Messenger RNA from Ascochyta rabiei, 1089 nucleotides. Its product is annotated as RNA export factor gle2. Gene Ontology annotation, molecular function: RNA binding; ubiquitin binding. Gene Ontology annotation, cellular component: nuclear pore. The record is from RefSeq and is a predicted model, not a curated record. The coding region runs from base 1 to 1089 and encodes 362 amino acids. Lineage: Eukaryota; Fungi; Ascomycota; Dothideomycetes; Pleosporales; Didymellaceae. The transcript has 3 exons. Gene Ontology annotation, biological process: transcription-dependent tethering of RNA polymerase II gene DNA at nuclear periphery; RNA export from nucleus.
AUGGCACUUUUUGGGUCCUCCGCACCAGCGGCGGCGAGCACCACCACGGGCGACACCAGCAAGGAUGUCGAAGUCCAGCAGAGCCAGCUUCCCUCAGACAGCAUCCAGGACCUCCAAUUCUCGCCCACAAAUGACUUCCUUGCCGUCGCUAGCUGGGACAAGAAGGUGUACAUCUACGAGGUGGUUGGGAAUGGCGCGAACGGCAAGUGGCUGUUCGAAUGCCAGGGCCACGUCUUGGGCGUCGGCUGGUCAAAGGAUGGCACGCGAGUAGCCGCAGGCGACUCGACCGGUAUGCUCAACAUUGUCGACUUCCGCAACGUCGCUGCCAGCGGCCAGGUGCAAGCGCAACAAGCCAAAGCCCACGAAGAAGCCAUCAAGUGCGUGCGCUGGUUCCAGACCGGCGGCCAGGACUACGUCGCAACAGGCUCCUGGGACAAGACAGUCAAGUUCUGGGACCUGAAGGGCGCGCAACCCGUCGCCACACUGCAGUGCCAGGACCGCGUCUACAGCAUGGAUAUUAAGGACCAGCUCCUCGUCGUUGCCACAGCCGAGCGACACAUCAACAUGAUCAACCUGAACGAGCCCACCAAGAUCUACAAGACCAUCAUCAGCCCACUGAAGUGGCAGACGCGCGUUGUCAGCUGCUUCACCGACGCUUCAGGUUUCGCCGUGGGCAGCAUCGAGGGGCGUUGUGCGAUCCAGUAUGUCGAGGACAAGGACACCAGCCUCAACUUCUCCUUCAAAUGCCACCGCCAACAAGAUCCCACGCAGCGCGACGUGGCCAAAGUCUACUCGGUAAACGCAAUCUCCUUCCACCCCCAGCAUGGCACCUUCAGCACCGCCGGCUCGGACGGGACCUUCCACUUUUGGGACAAGGACGCCAAGCACCGUCUCAAGGGCUACCCGGAGGUCGGCGGCUCCAUCACCGCCACCGCCUUCUCCCGCAACGGCGACAUCUUCGCCUACGCCGUCAGCUACGACUGGAGCAAAGGCUUCAGCGGGAACACACCCCAAUACCCCAUCAAGCUGAAGCUGCACCCCGUCAUUGGCGACGAGUGCAAGCCCAGACCGGGGACGAAGAAGCGGUAA